Messenger RNA from Scatophagus argus, 2955 nucleotides. RefSeq names its product myelin-oligodendrocyte glycoprotein-like. The coding region runs from base 16 to 828 and encodes 270 amino acids. The record is from RefSeq and is a predicted model, not a curated record. NCBI's taxonomy places the organism in Eukaryota, Metazoa, Chordata, Actinopteri, Scatophagidae. The transcript is spliced from 5 exons.
CAUCACGUGUUCGCAAUGUUCGGUGCUCUCCCGAAGAAGAACUGGGCGGGGUAUGAACGGGUACAGAUGAGCUGCCCCACCCCGACACGCUUCAUUGUGACUUCAGUGUGUCUCCAGUCUCGGUCCCACAGCCUGUGCGGUCACAUGGACUCUCCGUGUCCUCUCAUUUCCUGCCGGACUCUCGUCGUCCUUUUCCUGCUCUGCUCCUUCGGACCUGUUGAAGGCCAGUAUCAGGUGAUUGGACCGACUCAGACAGUCGUGGCCGCUCCAGGUGAUGACGUCAUCCUGCCGUGUCACGUGGAGCCUCAUUACGACGUGGUGGGACUGACGGUGGAGUGGUCGAGGCCCGACCUUCAGCCUGACCCCAAAGACCCGCUGGGCCAGGUCGAAUACGUGCUCGUUUACAGAGACGCCAAGGAGGAUCUGGACCUGAAGUUGCCGGCGUACUACGGAAGGACGCGGCUGUUUUCAGACGGCCUGAGGCGUGGCAACAUAUCGCUCAAGAUCAUGAAUGUGACGCUUGAGGACAAAGGGAGAUACAAAUGCUUCAUCCCGAAGUUAGAAGGCGAAACGAAGUCCUCGGUCGUUCACCUUGUUGUGGAGCCAAACUCGUCUAAAACCCAGACAACAGAGACUCCGCUGCCACCCAGCAGUUCCGGAACACCUACUGCGACAGAGGAGACGGCUGUUCACGGCGAGGCGUCCCAUCGGGCAGGGCUGAUUGCAUGUGUCGUCUGCGUCUUGCUGAUGCUGGGUAUCGGAGUCGUGCUGUAUUUGGCGCGGAGGUGUCAUAAACAAAAACUCACCUGCAGCUCGUGGACAUGCUAACAUCUCGUUAUUGUCGAGAGAAAAAAAAGACCAAGUUGAAAGCAAAGCCAGGAUUCAAGGUUUUCUUUCCGCUUGAUCAGGUGGUUUGGAAACUGCUGCUGGUACUGAAACUGUGAUUGAGCUCCAGUCCUGAUGCCACAUUUGGCCUGCACCUGCACUUUUCUCACGUCUAAAUGAGUUUCGAUCAACUGUCAGCGUGCCUUUGAGCAGGGCGCCUAUCUGUUCGGCGGCGUUACACCUUUUAUUUUAAAGUGUUCCGAUGAAAGCUGCUCUUCUCUUUGUUUAAACUUUGACAGUUAACAGUGUGUGUUUCCCCUCAUGCGUCAGCGCUGUGUUGUGCACUGCUGUUGGUUGUUUAAUUAUUCAGAUGUAAAAAGCUGCCUGUGAAACUGUUGCACUGAGCCAGUUUGUUUGUUUCAUUUCAUUUCACUGAAGUUGAGCUGUGAGUUUGAAACAUUUCUUUCUUUCUGGUGUAUGUUUUGUUGUCCUGUAAUUUAUUUGCAGACAUUUUGUUGCACCUUAAGAGCUCAGAAGUCAGUUUGAUGACUGAUGACCUUUGAACUGAUUUUCAGUUCUUUAACUGUUCUAAACUACUUAAAUAUACUGCCAUAAAACUACUUUAAAGAAGUACUUUUGUCAGCCAUUUCAGUUUGUUGAAGUUCAGCGUUUACUCCUGCAGAUUCAUCAACAGCCGCUUAACUCGUGGUUGUCCUGUGACAGAAUCAGCACAUAGCAUACACUAAUUUUGAACAUGCAGUCACUCCACCACCAUGUUUUUCUCGCUGGUCACAAGUCAGCGCCCUCGCACAACUAAAAUUAAGAUCUUGAGGGCGUAGAAGAGCAGCUGCUCAGCAGUCAUCAAAAUAAAGUCUGGCUCUUUAAAUUGACACCCUAUGUUUAGACACAUUUUUCUUUAUUCAUGCUUGUGGUCGCUGUGGCUUCUUCUCUUUGUCGUAAUGACGUGUUGUGUAUUUGUGUAGUUUAAAGUAUGUUUUUCUGUCUGAUUUGUGUUUAAAAAUAUCAUAGGAACGUUUCCUUCAUGUCUGUGGAAAUAUGCAACACUCCCACAGGUGGAGUCAUUUCCUUUGUGAUCCAACAAAAGCAAAGAGAUGAUAAAUCAAUGGAAACAAAACCCAGCUGCAUAACACAUGUAACGUAACUGUUUUGCAAUGUUUCACCUUUUCUUCUCAUGGACACAUUGCCAAAUACUGACACGUUUUGCUCUGUACUCUGAUGCAUUCAGUAAUCAUCGCUGCUUACUGGUGCAGUUUUCUCUGGUUAUGUAGAACCAGUCCAUCAGCAAAACGUGUUCGUCUUUGUUCAGCAUCGACAGCCCAGUUUGCUCCUUUAGUUGUACGAAAUUGUUGCUACUGUAUGACUGCUUUCUGGUCAAGUAAAGCAAAAAAGCUUGAGGUAAGGUUUGAUUUACAUGUUGAAACGACAUCUCAUGUGCUUGUAUGGAGGGAAAAAACUGGAGACUAGAAGUUUACACCCAUACAUAUUUCAAUAUCAAAGCCAAAAUCUACCUCUACGCUUACAAACCAAAUGUUCUACCUCCCGAGCAAGCGAUGCAACUUGGAGGGAAAGAACCACAGUAACCACAUACGGAAACCUGAGUGAAUGGAAACAUAUUUAGUUUUGUAGUAAGGAAAAACAUUUAUGUGCUGCAGCAGGAACACAGAGGUUCUGCACAAACUUCCAUCAUUGGAAGAUAAAAUGACAUUUGCUGACAAAGGACUUUAUUUAUCCCAAAGGCAAUUCUGAGCCAAAGAAUAAAACACUGUGCCUGUUAGGAUAAUUUAGGAUAGUUUAAGAUAAUCAGCAUUGUGAAUGUAAGAGCUGUUUGUAAUGUUAGUCCUUGUUUUUAGUUGUAAACUUAAUUUGUUAAUUAUGAGUAACUUUGUUUAAGUGUUUGUUUUAUUUAGAUUAGAUUUUUUGAUAAUAUUCUUUGUUAGUUAUUUGUUUAUGAUAUUUAAAUUUGCAUAGUUCCUAUUUUGGUUUAUUUUUUGGGUAAGCAAAGACCAGCAUGCACUUUUUUACCAGUGCAAACGAGGUACCAGCAGCCAUGAUAUUCUUUGUUCUUUUGUUUGUUUUAUUAAUUUUGAAAUAAAUCACAAUAAAACGCAA